AACCAAGUGUUGCCAACUUUGUUAUUUCUUAACCUACAUCACUCUCGCCCAAAGUCAACAGGUUCGGCCGACUACGAAUCAACAGGCAAGAAGUUUGAAAAUUGUGCUUCCCAAAACCCGCCCAUCUACAAGCAUCAACUUCACCACUAGCUCCUGCCCAAGCAAGAGAGCGAAGCGGUUCCAGCUGUUGUCAAAUUGUAAGUUGCCUUCUCUUUCCUGUGGAAUCACCGAGUAUUGACAUUCAUCACCUCGGCCUUCCUCCUAUACCCUACAUCCUGACAGUUUCUGGAAGCCUGGAACAACCUGAGCACCUGCCUCAUCGUCUAAUUUUACUUUCUACAAGUCACUUGUCGCUGCAAACUUUCCUUUUACCUGCUCCUGCCUGCGAUUGCCUGCCAUUAGUCGUUUUUGUCGGCGUACACUUCUACCACGCUCUUUUCCUCCCAGCCACCAUCUCUUCCACAAAUCCUUCCCUGCCUCUCUCCUCCGGAUCCCCUGCCCCCCCAGCUACAAAUCUGAACCCACAGAUAUUUUCUUUUCACACAUUUUUACAAUCGAUUAUCCCUAACCGCUUCACCAGCCGAUCGCAACCUCAAAGAUGGCAAGCAACGCACGCUACCCGCGGAGUAACGCCCGCCGACAAAGUGGAAAUGGAAACCGCGGAUGGAUGUGGCAGAACAAGCCCUCCAACAGCAGCAACAACGGCCACGAUGACGGGGAAGACGAUUGCCGCCCUCGACCCAACAACAAUAAAACCUAUGUCUCGCUCAUUUCCGACGACGAAGACGAGGAGGAGGAGGACGGUAAGGCCGCUUCCCAGAAAAGAAACGUUAGUUACGUCGACACCCCCAACAAUAGUCCAGCCACGAAGAGAAUUGCUUCCUCGUCUGUUUCUUGGACCGAUCAAACUCCCUUCGCUGCUGCCAGCACUGCACUUCCUGCCAGUGGUUUUCGGACGCCUCCUGCCCCGUUUCACCAGAACGACACAGUUACCCAGCUGGCUGCACGGGUACAUGAGACGCAAGAUGAAAAUGAGAAGUUGAGGGUGAGGAUGGCUAAAUUCGGGAUGAUCACGGCGGAGAAGGAUGCAGAGAUAGCCUCGCUCCGCGCGAUCAUUGAAGAGAACCGGCAAACGGCCGCGAAGAAUUCUUCAACUGGUAUCGGGCCGGUCCAGCAAAAUCCCAACGGGCAGCAGCAAGCUUCGCAAGGACCAGCUAAGCCAUGCACCAGCUGCGGUGGUACCGAUACGCUCAAGCGAGAGGUCGCCGACUUCACAGUCAAUCUCGCCAAGGCGAGGAGCACUGUCGUCCACCAGCACGACGAGAUCAAGGAACUCAGGGAGGAAGUCAAGACCAACAAGGCAGCUCUCGUUGAGGAGCGUGCUGCGGUAGACCAGCACAAGAUUAGUAUCGACCAGCUUACUCUCAACCUGGAGGCUGAGCAAGCGACUGUCAAGAAUUUCCACACGACCCUAGCCGAGAAUCAGCUUACCAUCGACAAUUUGAACCAGCAGCUCGCCGCACAGAGUCAGGAGCUUGCCUCGAAAAACCAAGAGCUGGAUGCGCAGCGCCAAUGGUGCUCUACCCAGGGCACAGAGCUUUCUGAAACCCGAGCUACCAUCACGGAUCUCAAGAGCCAACUCGCCUACAAACAACACGAGCUGGAAGUCGCCCGAUCACAAUCGGAGGAAGACAAAACCUCCAUGGCUGAGCUCAACAUUGCCAUUGAAGACUUCAAAAAGCAAGUGGCUAACGGCCAGGCGUCCCUCGACAAUGCUCGCACCACCCUCUUUGUCAACGGCACAAUCAUGCAGGAUCUGAAAGACCAGGUCGUCGCUACCAGAGAGGGCGACAGCUCUGGAGGCGCAAACAAGGGCAAGGACAAGCUUCCGGACCUUGAGGCAGAGUCACUGAGGGUCAGACUUAAAGACUCUGAGCACGAGAUUGAGACUCUGAAGCAACGGCUCGACAAGGCUGAGAAGGAGUGCGAGGGGUUCCGGACUAAUUACCACAAAGACCAGCAAGAAAAGGAGAAUUUUGGAAGUAAUCUCAGGUCUGUCUGGGAGAAGGAGUAUGAGGCCAACGCACGCGUCGAAGGUUUGGAGGAGGAACUGGCUCGUCAACAGCGGCAACUUGUUGAGUCAGAGGCUGAGUUGAGGCAGCAGCAAGAGAGGGUUGGUGAGUGUGAAGCGAGACUUGAACAACAGAGACAAGCCUUUGAUCAAGAAAAGGAAAUGAUGGAGACCGUGAUCGCGAGUCUCGAAGACGAGUUGACCCGCCUCAGGUCUGAAGCAACACCCAAGAUGGAGACACUGAAAGCCACUCUCCAGAGCGUCAAUGAGCAGCUUUCUCGCGUUCAGUCAGAGAGAGACGAGGCUGUCAAAGAUGCGAAUGGGCACAGAGACAUGUACCAACGCCAGGCUGGCAAGCUUGAGUCGUCAAAAAAGGCAUCUGACAUGUCUCGCGCUUACGUGACAUCGCUCAAGAACCAACUCGCCACCAAGGGUGAGCAAAUCGCCCAUCUCGAAGAGAAAGUCAAGGAUCUCGAAGUUGAACUCGCCGCCUGCCAAAACUGGGCGAUUGAGGGCGAGGCGCAGAGGGUGCAAGCGCAGGAGGAGCUUCAGAGGCACAAGGCGCAGGAUGACAAGAAUCUGGAGACGAUCAAGCAGCAUGAGGCAACCAUUAUCCAGCUCGACACAGAAGUGGCAGGUCAAUCACAAACCAUCCAGGCAAUGCAAGCUACCGUUGCCGAGCUCCAAGCCCAGCUACAUCCUGGCAAUGGACCCGGCAACCAAGCCGCUAUCCAAGCCCAUAUCGCCCAUCUCGAGAGUCGGAUCCAGCAGAAAGAUAUGGAGUUGGCCUCAGCCAAGGAGCUACUCGACCGGCUCUUCAACCAAUACAACGACCUCACCCACGAGCGGGCGAAACUGGCGGAGAGUAACAAGACAUUGUGUGCGCAUAUGAACAAGCUAGGGGCGGAAAGGGACCAGGCGUUGCAUACUCUCGAAGCAACCAAGGCCGCGCUGCUUCAGGCUAAAGACGACGCCGACUUUUUCAGAAGACGGGAGAAGGCCCUUGAGGAAGGGGGCGACCCGGAAUUUGCGCACAUGGAGAGCGAAUGGGCGCCUAAACUUAGGGAUGCCAAGGCUCAACAUGAGGAGGCGUCCAGGGAGUUGGAGAGAUGUCGGCAGAAGGUUGAGGAGUUGCAGAUACAGUUACAGACUGUCUCUCGGCAAAAGAACGAGACACUCCAGCAACUGGAAUCCAGCAGAGGGCAGUUGGCUAAGUUUCAGCUCACCGUGGAAGACCUGAACAGCCAGUUGUCCAAGGCAGCGGAGGGCUGCAUGGGCCCAGCCGUGUUGUCCAGCUUGAUGGAAGCGGGGAGCACGAUCGACCCAGUGGUCAAAGACAUGCUGCAAAAGGCUAGAGAGAUCCAGUCCGCUGGUGACAUCCCCAGAAAGGAUGGAAAUGGAGUUUCUUCCAUGGAACCCAUUACAGAUGUGGCCAUGGUCCUCCCCAUGGCCCUCCGAGCUGAGCCGUUUCCAGAUUGCAAACUCAAGUCUCUGAAGAAAGAAGGCCUCUACAAGAUGAUUAGAGACCUAGAAGCAGAGCACGAGAGGAUUGAUGACGCGAUCCGGGCUCUCAUCAUGCGUGUCAGGGCUGAAAAGAUCAAAACGGCGGCGCUGGAGAAGGAGGUGAGGGUGUGGAAGGCGAUCUCAACGACAAAGGACAUGCUGAUUGACCAAGCUACGGCGCGGCUUCUUGGUUCCCCUCAUAGAGCGGAGAUCAAGGAUCAUGCCGACUUUGGCUUCGACCUCGACUUUAACGAGCGGUCCCCGAAGCCGGAACUCGACGUAGAAAUGAUAGAUGUCGUGCCUCCUCGAAAGUCGUUGGUCAUGACAUUUGGCCCAACCCGGAAGGGGUACCAGUGCUGGAAGGGCGACGACCUCCCUGGCUACGAUCGUUUGGACGUCGACGCCAGCAAACAGGACCGGCUCGGAUACUUGACCGGCAAGGGGAAAAGAAUCUUCAAGUACCUCGAAGAUCGUGGUUGCCCUCCGCAUCCAGAGGUUCCUGGUCCGUCUCCUGGACCUAUAAUGGUCUCGGCUCCUCAUUCUGAGGCCAGCAUGGACAUUGAUGACGAAGAAACCGGCUCGCGCUACACCGCCAGUGAAACAGCCUCCUCUCCGCUCCGACCAUUAGCACCUUCGUUGCGUUCGUCAAGCUCUCACCCCUCCCCAGCUUCGCUACCACCUGUGGAAUUGGGCGUUGCUCGCCGCGGUGGUGCUUCCUCCAUCCAUUAUGAGCCACCAAGCACCCCGAGCAGCACCCAAUCCUACACCAGCGCCGUGUACCCUGCCCCGACCUCUACUCCAUCCUAUCGAGGGUUUCCAAGAGGGAGAUACACCGCUAACAGGUUCAGACCAUCCUCCGCUCCGGCGUUCGCCGGACCAAGCUAUCCUCCCCGUCGCACGUCUGCGCCCACUAGCACUCCUCAGAGUUGGGCUGCUGGUGAUUUUGUCGAGCAAGACGACAUCGAUAUGGAGGUCUUGGGGUCGGGCUUUACCAUGGAGAGUAUCGAACAGCCUGAGGAGCUAGAGCCAGAGCCUCCGACGGACAAGGGGAAAGUGAAGGAGAGGGCGGGGUCCGGGCCGGCAGAGGGGUAUGGGGUUGAUUAACUUGGUCUUUUGGGGGCCUUUAUCCUCUCCACGCUAAGAAAACGGAGAUUCUCUGCUAUCUUUCAUCGCUUUGGAACAAAACCAGGACGGGAAAAGGGGGGAACAUGCAUCAAUUUCAGGCGUUAUUUUUCUGGUGGCUUUGUACUUCUAUUUAGCAUUGCAUUAGCGGCACGGUGCCGCAGGAUGGUACCCAUUUCUUCUGCAUGGGAACGGAGUCUGGGGUGGCAAUGGGAGUUUUCUUGUAGUUCUAUGAUGAUACCGGGGGAAUGUAAAUGCGGGAAGGAUGCAGUAUCGUUGCGGUUAUUGCUGGAGGUUGAGUAUAGUUUUGUAGCAGAUAUAUGGACACGUAUAUUGAGAACC
This is a messenger RNA of Podospora pseudocomata, 5038 nucleotides long. RefSeq lists its product as uncharacterized. The transcript has 2 exons. Lineage: Eukaryota; Fungi; Ascomycota; Sordariomycetes; Sordariales; Podosporaceae. The coding region runs from base 599 to 4678 and encodes 1359 amino acids. The record is from RefSeq and is a predicted model, not a curated record.